Megalobrama amblycephala (Wuchang bream) is the source of this 6454-nucleotide messenger RNA. It is a transcript of the gene tbc1d9, whose product is annotated as TBC1 domain family, member 9 (with GRAM domain). The record is from RefSeq and is a predicted model, not a curated record. Gene Ontology annotation, molecular function: calcium ion binding. Lineage: Eukaryota; Metazoa; Chordata; Actinopteri; Cypriniformes; Xenocyprididae. The transcript is spliced from 21 exons. The coding region runs from base 494 to 4267 and encodes 1257 amino acids.
UAAAGCAUCAAUAAAACACAGCUGAGAUGUAAGGCAUUGUUUAUUUCGCGUGCUUAGGUAGCUCGUUUAAACGCUGAAAAUAUCCUUGUCUCUCAUUAUGAAUCAGCGGAAUACACUAGUUCUGCUUUUCAAGGGCUCUGUUAGUUAGUCAUCGAUAGGCGUUAAAGUCGCUGUCGUCCUUUAAGAAAGGUGUUCAUGGUGUUAUUUGUGUAGUGUGAGGUGCGCGCGCGCGUCUUGAGGAUCUCCAGGAGGACUAUAUACAUUUUUUAAAUGCACAAAUUUUAAUAUUUAUCGAUGUGCACGAUAUACUAAGUGCUACAGCCUACUGACAGCUUAUAAUUUUGCAAUACACCGCUGUCGGAUCUUCGAAGCGCGUCGCUUCGCUGUAUCGGGUGCGAGAUUUGACGCUUGGAUAAGCUUUAGGACAGCGACUCCAUACUGGACCACCUAUAUAAGAUUUGUUUGAUGUCCUCGUGAGGAAAUCGAGGUGAAGAUGUGGGUGAACCCUGAGGAGGUGUUGUUGGCCAGCGCGUUAUGGAUGACAGAGCGAGCGAAUCCGUAUUUCAUCCUGCAGAAGAGAAAGGGCCAUGGAGACGGCGGAGGAGGACUCGCGGGUCUGCUGGUUGGCACCCUUGACGUCGUGUUGGACUCCAGCGCCCGUGUGGCCCCGUACAGGAUUCUCUACCAGACCCCUGAUUCCCUGGUUUACUGGACCAUCGCCCACGGGAGCUCUCGUAAGGAGAUCACGGAGAACUGGGAAUGGCUGGAGCAGAAUCUGCUGCAGACACUCUCCAUCUUCGAGAAUGAGAAUGACAUCACCACCUUCGUCAAGGGCAAAAUACAGGGCAUUAUAGCAGAAUACAACAAGAGCCACGACAUCAAAGAGGAUGAUGAUACGGACAAGUUCAAGGAGGCCAUCGCUAAGUUUCGUAAGCUCUUCGUCAUGCCGGAGGAGGAGAAGCUGGUGAACUACUACUCCUGCAGCUACUGGAAGGGGAAGGUGCCACGGCAGGGCUGGCUGUACCUCAGCAUCAACCACCUCUGCUUUUACUCCUACCUGCUCGGGAAAGAGGCUAAGCUGGUGAUCCGCUGGGCUGACAUCACUCAGCUGGAGAAGAACGCCACACUCCUGCUGCCGGACAUGGUGCGCGUCAGCACACGCUGCAGUGAGCACGUCUUCUCCGUCUUCCUGAACAUCAACGAGACCUUCAAACUCAUGGAGCAGCUGGCCAACAUAGCCAUGAGACAGCUGCUGGACAACAAGGGCUUCGAGCAGGACCGCUCUCUGCCCAAACUCAAGAAGAAGUCGCCCAAGAAAGUGUCGGCCCUCAAAAGAGAUCUGGACGCCAGGGCUAAAAGCGAGCGAUACCGGGCGCUUUUCCGCCUGCCGAAAGACGAGAAAUUGGACGGCCACACAGACUGCACGCUAUGGACCCCCUUCAACAAGAUGCACAUCCUCGGACAGAUGUUUGUCUCCACUAAUUACAUCUGCUUCACCAGUAAAGAGGAGACCAUCUGCAGCCUGAUCAUCCCACUCAGAGAGGUGACGAUUGUUGAGAAAGCCGAUAGCUCCAACGUCCUUCCCAGUCCCUUGUCAAUCAGCACCAAAAACAAAAUGACCUUCCUCUUUGCAAACCUCAAAGACCGGGACUUCCUGGUGCAGAGGAUCUCAGACUUCCUACAGCAGACCACUUCUAAAAUCUACUUUGAGCGGGAAAUCACAGGCAGCCUCAGCAGCUCAGAUGACGAGGUGUACUCACAGCAGGGCAGUGUUCUGUCAUGCAGUCCUCAGUGCAGCGCUCUCGGCUCUGAGGGAGAGAGUGAGAGGCAGUUCAAUCUCAAUGAUAACAGGGUUCCCACCGCAACACAAGCCCUGAUGACCAUGUACCGCCGGCGCUCCCCGGAGGAGUUCAACCCCAAACUGGCUAAAGAGUUUCUGAAGGAGCAGGCCUGGAAGAAUCACUUUGCCGAAUACGGCCAGGGAGUGUGUAUGUACCGCACGGAGAAGACCAAAGACCUGGUGCUGCAGGGCAUCCCGGAGAACAUGAGAGGAGAGCUGUGGCUCCUGUUUUCUGGGGCGAUUAACGAGAUGGCCACUCAUCCUGGUUAUUAUGAGGAUCUGGUGGAGAAGUCGAUGGGGAAAUAUAAUCUGGCCACAGAGGAGAUCGAGAGAGACCUGCACCGGUCUCUCCCAGAGCAUCCGGCCUUUCAGAAUGAGAUGGGCAUCGCCGCCCUGCGUCGAGUCCUCACUGCGUACGCCUUCCGCAACCCCAAUAUCGGCUAUUGCCAGGCCAUGAACAUCGUGACCUCCGUCCUGCUGCUGUACGCUAAAGAGGAAGAGGCCUUCUGGCUCCUGGUGGCCUUAUGUGAGCGGAUGCUUCCCGAUUACUACAACACCAGAGUCGUAGGUGCUUUGGUGGACCAGGGUGUGUUCGAGGAGCUGGCUCACGUCUACGUUCCUCAGCUGUACGACUGCAUGCAGGCGCUGGGCGUCAUCUCCACCAUCUCCCUCUCCUGGUUCCUCACGCUCUUCCUGUCCGUCAUGCCCUUCGAGAGUGCCGUGGUGGUGGUUGACUGCUUCUUCUACGAGGGCAUCAAGGUCAUCUUCCAGCUGGCUCUGUCUGUGCUCGACGCUAACAUCCAUCAGCUGCUGAGCUGUAAAGAUGACGGAGAAGCCAUGACCAUCCUGGGCAGGUAUCUGGACAGCGUGACCAAUAAGGACAGCACCCUUCCUCCGAUCCCUCAUCUUCACUCUCUCCUGACGGAUAACGGCGAGCCUCAUCCUGAGGUGGACAUCUUCAAACUUGUGCGCAGCUCGUAUGAGAAGUUCGGCUCCAUUCGGGCAGAUGUGAUCGAGCAGAUGCGGUUCAAACAGAGACUGAGGGUGAUCCAGGCCAUUGAAGACACCACCAAACGCAAUGUGGUGCGGACCAUCGUGACGGAGACGCCCUUUAGCAUUGAUGAGCUGGAGGAGCUCUACACACUCUUUAAGGCUGAGCAUCUGACCAGCUGUUACUGGGGCACCACCAGCAACCCCAUGAGCCGCCACGACCCGAGCCUGCCGUACCUGGAGCAGUACCGUAUCGAUCUGGAACAGUUCAAGGGCCUGUUCGCGCUGCUCUUCCCCUGGGCCUGCGGCUCGCACACCGACGAUCUGGCCCUGCGAUUCUUCCGUCUGUUGGACCACAACGCAGAUGCGCUCAUCAACUUCAGAGAGUUCAUCAGCGGCUUGAGUGUCCUGUGUCAUGGUGACCUGACAGAAAAACUCAAAUUUCUGUAUAAGAUUCACGUACUUCCAGAGCUGCACCAUGAGCAGGAGGAGCCGGACUCGGCCUGUGAAGCCAUGCAGUAUUUCUUUGAGGACAUCACCCCAGAGGCCUCCAGCGGCCUCGACCCCAAGAACAGGACCGAGAAGGAUGAUGGAUUCGUCAGAGUCACCUUUAAGAAUGAAAAAGUGAAGAAAACGCACACUCCAGAUUACCGCACGUACCUGCGCCUGUGGAACCAGGAGACCAAAGCAAAGCUGGAGAACAUGAAGGAUCUGCCCAAACUCAACCAGAGUCAGUUCAUCGAGCUGUGUAAGACUCUCUAUAACAUGUUCAGUGAAGACCCAAGCGAGCAGGAGCUGUAUCACGCCACUGCUACGGUCACCAGCCUGCUGCUGGAGAUGGGAGAGGUGGGCAAACUCUUCUGCAAUCCCGCUAACAAGGACGAGGAGGAGGAGGAGGACGACGAAGAGGACGACCACAUCCCGGUGGGCAGAAGCAAGCGGGAGAGAGCACGACACAAACCCUGCAAUAGUGAGAUUAACUCCUGCAGCACAGGUCCAUUAGAUGACAUCAAACUGGAGGACUCGUCGCCCAAAGACACCGGCACGUCCUCCGCCAUGCUCAUCUCAGAUGACGAGACCAAAGACGACACGUCCAUGUCCUCGUACUCCGUCCUGAGCGCCGGCUCCCACGAGCUGGACGAUAAGCUUCAGUGUGAGGACAUCGCCGAGGACACGGUUCUCAUACGCAACGGCGGGACACAUAGGGGAGCGGGGCGUCAUGGGAGAGGUGGACUGCCUCACAGCGCCAGCAUCGAUAAGGACUGGGCCAUCACAUUCGAGCAGUUCCUGGCCUCUGUGCUCACCGAACAAGCCCUGGUACAGUACUUCGAGAAGCCUGUCGAGAUCACCGCGCGAAUUACUAACGCCAAGAACGUUCGCAAGGUGGGACACCCACACAUGUCCGUCAGUGACUAUGAGAUCUCGCUAUCAGGAUAAUGUGCUAUACUUAAACUAUUACCUCUCCAUUCACAAACUGUGUUUCAAGAUUAAAGGCGUACAGUAGUUCAUCCAAAAAUGAAAGUUAUACCAUCAUUUACUCACUGUCGUGUCGUUCCGUUACUUUUUUAUUACUUGGUUAUUUCAUGGAACGUCAAUGCUAGUUUUUAACCCAUACAAUGAAAGUAAAUGGAGACCAUCUCUGUCAAGCUAAAAACUGACAAAAAGCACCAUAAAAAUUGUUUAUGUACUAUUUAUUGAGUUUUCUGAAGCCAUACAAUAGCAAAAAACAACUUAAAUUCUAGUAUGUUCCUUGCACAAACCAAUUGUAUGACUUUUUGUAAGUAUAUUGGCCACUUUUAUUGUCAUAUUUGGAGGUCGAAAUCUCCAGUCCCCAUUAACUUACAUUGUAUGGAAAUGAGCAGCAUGGACAAUUAGCUAAAUAUCUCCUUUUGUGUUCUACCUUAAAAUAUAUAUAUAUAUAUAUAUAUAUAGAUAUAUAUAUAUAUAUAUAUAUAUAUAUAUAUAUAUAUAUAUAUAUAUAUAUAUAUAUAUAUAAAAUUACACUUGGAAUGACAUGAGGGUCAACAAAUGAUGACCGCUUUCAUUUUUGGUGAACUACUCCUUUAACCGGCCACCUAAUUUAUCUACUCUCAACCAAUGGAUCUCGUCUUAAAUCAUUUCGAAACUUUAAAGGCUUCAUGUUCGCGUGAGCUCGUUAUGGAAGGACAGUAAUGAGUUUUCCCAGAGGCUCUUCUUUGAUCUAAUGACAGAUGGACCAUGACCAACAGAAUGACCUUUUUACCUGUACAAAGUCUGAGAGGAACUGUUGUAUGCUACUAUGUGCUUGAUGUACUUUAUAUACAGAAAUGGUUACUAAUAGUAUCUAAUACAGUUAGACUGUUUAUCAUAGUAAUCGUGUCUAGAAUAGCUCACUAGUCCUGAUUGGGCGAAGCGCACCUGAGUCUGAGAAAACAUUUUCUUAAUCAGUAUUUUUGUGUUGUGUUCCAAUAAAUGUAUGUAAAUGUCCUAAAAAUAAUACCAGUUUACUUGGGAAUCAAAACUGCGUGCAAUCACAAGACUUUUUAGAAAAUAUAUUGCAUUUAUUUAUUUGUAAGGAUGAACCUCAAUAGGAAUUUUUAGAUUUAUGCUGAAAAAAAAAAAAACACGAUUUUAAAACAAGUUUAUUUGGAAGAGCAAUACAAAUAAACUUUACAUACUUUAAGUGAUAUUAUAUUCUCUAAAAUAGACUUAUGCAAUCUUACGCAGUGUUGCUUCUCAAGUAUCUUCUCAAGAUAUUUUUACUUUAAAAGUUUAGGCAAAAAUACAGAUUAAGAGAAUGAUUUUGAUUUUAGAGUAUAGUAGAUCAUCUUUAAUGUAAGGUCGUUCACUGGGGUAAUGGGGAAACACGUAUGUGAGAUUUAACCCAGCAAACUCUUGAAAAAGAGAAGGACGCUGGGACGUGAAAUACUGGGAUUGUUGGAACUAUGUGCCACAAAAUCACCUGUAAUUUCCCAGAUUUCUCAUUUCUCUCUUCUUAUCUCAAUUCCUUUGCACCUGCACUUUGGGUUUUUCUUCUUUGUAAAAAGUGAGGAUGUUUGUAACCUGUCAGCUCUGAAAUACCGGAUAUGAAUCAGCUGAGAGACGAUGCAGUCCAGCUGUGUAUAAUAUCUGACAUUCACAGUUUAUAGUGUAUCCUGAAGACUACGGUUGUGUACAGUUUUUCAUUUGCUGUGUUCUCACCAGGCAUGUGGCAUGUCUGCGCACCUUCCCCUAACUUAUUUUGUUCGUUUGUUUUUUAAAUAGAUGCGUUUUUACUUUAUUUCAUGCUGCUGUUUUUAAGUUUACGUUUUUAUUGUGAAUUGUUCAAAUUGACCUGUAAAUGAUUCAGACCACUUCCAGGAAUUAAAUGUAUAAAAAGAAAAUGCCCUGUCCUGUUAUCAGAUACUCUUCAGUUCUGUUUUAUUUACUGUUUACUAUAUUUCAGUCCAUUUUCAUCUUGGCAUUUCCAAAUGAAUGAGGUACAAAAAGGGCUGUGAAUCUGUUUUUCUUCCAUCUCAGGAGGUCAGCCUAAAUACUAAACAUUUUAUGCAAGUUUUGCCAUUUUUGAGAUAUGCUUAAUUUAAGACUCCGAUUGAUGUGGUUUCAUUGUUUUCUAUCAAUAAAUAAAAUCAAUUUAAGCCAGAA